Messenger RNA from Cryptotermes secundus, 1076 nucleotides. Its product is annotated as transcription factor RFX4-like. Bases 21 to 1076 code for a protein of 351 amino acids. The transcript is spliced from 7 exons. Gene Ontology annotation, biological process: regulation of transcription by RNA polymerase II. Gene Ontology annotation, molecular function: DNA-binding transcription factor activity, RNA polymerase II-specific; RNA polymerase II cis-regulatory region sequence-specific DNA binding. NCBI's taxonomy places the organism in Eukaryota, Metazoa, Arthropoda, Insecta, Blattodea, Kalotermitidae. The record is from RefSeq and is a predicted model, not a curated record.
UCCAUUUACACAUACGCUGUAUGUUUACCAUAUUUGUUUUCUUAACAGAGCAAUGGGCCCGGAAUGCCGACAGCAGGGUCGAUAUGCCCAGCUGUCAACUCGCAAGCCUGGGCCCCAUACCUGAUGCUGUAAUGGACGAGAUUAACGAGUGCAUUCUUCUCGGAGGGGCUCAGGAUGGAAGUGAGAUGCGGAUCGGAGCUGGUGUCCACGAUGACGUUGCUUCAAUGACGUGCAUCCAUUCUGUUGCACUCUGCCGGUUUGGUGUGGACACACCCAAAGGGACAGUGUUCACAGCGGAGCCGGCGAGAGAGACCAGUUACAACAUAAUGGGCGGUGAAGAAAUGACACAGCCGGUAAUGCAGUACGACAACAAAGUCAUCCCCCAUUCAACACCGCUUACACUCAGAUGGCUAUCGGAGAACUAUGAGUUCGCUGAAGGAGUGUGUAUUCCUCGCAGUGUCAUCUACAAACACUACCGCGACUUUUGUCAGAAGAAUGGCAUGACACCUGUAAACCCAGCAAGCUUUGGUAAGAUUAUUCGCCAGAAGUUCAAGAGGGUGAAAAACAGGCGUCUUGGAACAAGAGGCUACUCAACUUAUCAUUACUACGGCAUUGGGAUUCGAAGCUUCUCCGUGUACUAUGAGGAAAAGUACAGUCGGAAUGGACUGAACAACAGCAUGCAAGGAAAAAGGGGAGCCAACGGUCAGGCCUCUUCUGGGAUGAUGAUGACUCCUACCUCACCGAGGACAAAUUUGCCCUCAACAACUGCUCCCAUACUUGAAUUUCCAAACCUUCAAGAUGUGUCUCUACCAGUUGGCGUACCUCAUCAACUGUUCUGCUCCUUCUUCACAAUGUAUCGCACACACUGCCUACGAGUCUUCAACUUCAUCUAUAGGAAUGAGCUAGAUGAGGUGAAAGAGUUUCUGCAACACUUCUGGAAAGGGGUGCCAUUGCAUCUCAUGGACAUCUUGGGCAGCAAUGCUGUGGUCAAUAUGGUGGGCAUGUGUGAUUCACUUUUGUACAAGAGCAUCGCUGGCAUAUUUGUGCCCUCAAUCCAUAAAUUCUACUAUCAGUAA